AGGUAUUUGUAUCACAUUAAGAGAUACCCCUUCCCGGAGGCGCCCAUACGGCUAAUGGCGGGCUCAGUCACACCCAGGAGUGUAGGGCUGGUCGAUGAGGCGGUUAUCAUAGAGAUGUGCAAAUCGGCCAAAUUCUGGUUCCAUCACACGAAACGUAACACUAAUAUUGUAGGUUUGGCCGCAUUUGUCAUAUGUUUCGCACCCGUCCACUUCGGCACAAACGACUGGUCACUGUUUCCCAUAUACUUUCCGUGGGGUUUCAUUAACGGAAUUGGUGUGCGCUAUGUGUUUAACAUAAGCCACUGGACGUAUACGUAUUUUUAUCUAACUUGUUUAUACCAUAAGGCACGUAUGAAACAGACCCGGCUUAUGAUCACUGCCCAGUAUGAUAAGUACAGUCGGACAACUGACCAACACGUGUAUUAUCUGAUCAAUACGUUUUCCGGUAUUUAUGCUGAUAUCGAUGAAAAUAACGAUCGCUUUUUCAAAACGUUCUCGAUCAUUUUUCUGCCACUAUUUAUGAUUUUUGUCGAUUGCGAACUGACUACUGAGAUAGCUCCCAAUCUGCAUAUAGUGACCAGGAUAGUUUUUGGCUAUCUGUUAUGGUCGGGAACUUUCGUUAUAUUAAGUUAUCUAAAGGUUGUGUCGAGUGUUGCGGAAGAGGCAAAGAAAGCGUACAAACCGUUGAAUAAACUGCAAAUAACUUUGAAGCAAAAUUCAAACUUUUGCCGAUUAAAGGAGAUGAUCUAG
This is a messenger RNA of Medioppia subpectinata, 750 nucleotides long. The record is from the annotation of a GenBank genome assembly. NCBI's taxonomy places the organism in Eukaryota, Metazoa, Arthropoda, Arachnida, Sarcoptiformes, Oppiidae.